GGAAAAAAUAAUUUUCUUCCAUCUUUUAAUCCUCCUCCUUUCACAAAUUAUGGCUUCGAAUUUUCAAAGGAGACAUAGUCAUGGUGUUGGCAAACUUUACUUAACAAAGUUAUUCAAAAGAGAUUCAACCAUAGAUAAUAACAGCCAUUUUAGUUCAACCAUUGAUUUUUUACAAUUGGAUAAAUUUGUUCUUUCUCAAAAGUGGUUGAAACAUAAAGAUCAAAUCAAGAGAUUGCCAGGUCAACCACAAGUCAAAUUCAAACAAUAUGGUGGAUAUGUCACAGUCAACGAAUCUGCUGGUCGUGCCUUGUAUUAUUAUUUUGUUGAAGCGGAUCAGAAUUCCAAGUCAUUGCCCCUUCUCUUAUGGCUUAAUGGAGGUCCUGGUUGUUCUUCACUUGCCUAUGGAGCCAUGGAGGAAAUUGGACCAUUUAGAGUCCAUAAAGAUGGAAAGACAUUGUAUAGGAAUCACCACUCAUGGAAUCAUGCGGCAAAUAUAUUAUUCAUGGAGUCCCCUGCUGGCGUUGGAUUUUCAUAUUCAAAUACAAGUUCUGACGUCAAAUCAAAUGGAGAUAGAACUACAUCCAUUGACAAUUUAAUAUUCUUAUUGAAUUGGAUCCGAAGGUUUCCUGAGUACAAGAACAGAGAUUUUUACAUUGCUGGUGAGAGCUAUGCUGGACAUUUUGUACCUCAAUUGGCAGAAAUGAUUCUCCACCAUAACCAGCUUGCCAAGAAGACUCUUAUCAACUUAAAGGGGAUAAUGAUUGGCAAUUCAGUGAUAAAUUAUGAGACAGAUAAAAUAGGGAUGUUUGAGUACCAUGCAAGUCAUGGCUUGAUACCAGAUGAGAUUUUAGAACAAAUUGAGAGAUAUUGUAACUUCACAGACAAGGCUCUUCCUCAACCACAUGAGUGCGAUAACGCCAUUGAUAUAGCUAUUUCUGAUACUGACCCCAUUGAUCUUUACAACAUAUAUGCCCCUCUAUGCCCUAAUGACGAAGACGACCUCAGUACUGCUUAUUAUACGCACAACAAAAAUUCAGUAAUGUUCGAUCCAUGCAGUGAUGACUAUGUAAUUGCCUACAUGAAUCGUCGUGAUGUUCAAAAGGCUCUCCAUGCCAAUGUCACCAAAAUUAAGUAUAAUUGGCAGCCAUGCAGUGAAGUCAUAGAAAGUUGGACGGAUAGCCCAUUAACAAUAAUUCCUGUUCUCAAAAAAGUUAUGGCAAAUGGAAUACGAGUAUGGAUAUUCAGCGGGGACACUGAUGGAAUAAUACCAAUAACUUCGACUGAAAAAUCUAUUAAAAAGAUGAAGCUUCAUGUUGAAACACCUUGGUAUCCCUGGUUCCACAAUGAUUAUGAGGUUGGUGGAUAUACACAAAUAUAUAGAAAUAAUUUGACAUUUGCAACAGUGAGAGGAGCAGGACAUCAAGUGCCAAGUUUUCAGCCUGCUAGAGCCCUUUCAUUAGCUAAGCACUUCCUUGAAGGAACACAACUCUCCAAUUCUACAACACAUAAAAUAAUAGCCUAGUUAAUUUUUAUUUUUUCAGUUAGUAUAUAUCAAUUUCUCUUUUAGUAAU
Capsicum annuum is the source of this 1571-nucleotide messenger RNA. Its product is annotated as serine carboxypeptidase-like 40. Gene Ontology annotation, biological process: proteolysis. The record is from RefSeq and is a predicted model, not a curated record. NCBI's taxonomy places the organism in Eukaryota, Viridiplantae, Streptophyta, Magnoliopsida, Solanales, Solanaceae. Gene Ontology annotation, cellular component: vacuole. Gene Ontology annotation, molecular function: serine-type carboxypeptidase activity. The coding region runs from base 50 to 1522 and encodes 490 amino acids. The transcript has 8 exons.